This is a messenger RNA of Hemicordylus capensis (graceful crag lizard), 7148 nucleotides long. It is a transcript of the gene FRMPD3, whose product is annotated as FERM and PDZ domain containing 3. The coding region runs from base 249 to 5498 and encodes 1749 amino acids. The record is from RefSeq and is a predicted model, not a curated record. Gene Ontology annotation, biological process: signal transduction. Gene Ontology annotation, cellular component: cytoskeleton. NCBI's taxonomy places the organism in Eukaryota, Metazoa, Chordata, Lepidosauria, Squamata, Cordylidae. Gene Ontology annotation, molecular function: protein binding. The transcript is spliced from 16 exons.
GAGUCCCAGCCGCCUCCUGUUCUCGCUUCAGCUCUUCGCCUGUGAGGAUCUCUAGCAGGGCACUCAUUUCUCGUUGGGGUGCCUCAUUGAGCCCAUUCUUUCCAGGCCUUGCUGUGUAGGCCAGACUUUCUGCAAACAGGACUCUGGUUGGCGAAUUGGAUUUAGCUGGGAAGAAAAUUGAUCAAUGGUUAGAGCACAGGGCAGGAAGCUGGGCAGACCUGUCCUUCGUUCUGCCACUGACUUUCCCUAUGAUCUUGGACGCGGCCAUUGCCCGUGCUGGGCAAAAGGAGAGGAGGGGCCGGGGCCGGAGGGCGUCUCUCCCACCAGCCGCUGGGCGCAGACAACAUGUGAUGCCCGAGGAGCGCUGGGAUGCUAUGGAAUGUGGCCAGCUGCCUUCAGACGCCCUCCGACAGGUGAAGAUCCAGCGUGACCCCAGCUACGGAUUUGGCUUUGUGGCUGGCAGCGAGAGGCCGGUUGUGGUUCGCUCUGUGACAGCAGGUGGGCCCUCUGAAGAUAAGCUCUUGGCAGGAGACCAGGUUUUGGCCAUAAAUGAUGAAGAUGUGAGUGACGCCCCAAGAGAGAGAUUCAUAGAACUUGUGAGAGGUGCCAAGGAGUCUAUUGUCCUCACUGUCCUGCAGGCCCAUCCGUCCCCCAAGUCGGCCUUCAUCAGCGCAGCCAAAAAGGCAAAGCUCCGGUCCAAUCCCGUGAAGGUCCGCUUUUCUGAACAGGUCACCAUUGGCGAGACCGAUCCAGACAUGCUGAAGAAGGAAGCUCUUCUCCUCAUUCCAAAUGUGCUGAAAGUUUUCCUGGAGAACGGACAAAUCAAGUCGUUCACAUUUGAUGGCCGAACCACUGUCAAGGAUGUGAUGGUGACGCUGCAGGACCGGCUCUCCCUCCGGCAUAUUGAGCACUUCUCCCUGGUCUUGGAGUACUCCAGCCCCGAACAGAGCCACAAAUUCCUUCUCCUCCAGGACAAGCAGCCCCUGGCACACGUGGUGCAGAGGACCCACUAUCAGGGCAUGAGAUGCCUGUUCCGUGUGAGCUUCUUCCCCAAGGAUCCCGUGGAGCUGCUGCGGAGAGACCCUGCAGCAUUUGAGUACCUGUACAUCCAGAGCCGCAAUGACGUGAUCCGGGAGCGCUUCGGGAUGGAGCCCAAGCCGGAGAUGCUGCUGGGGCUGACCGCGCUCCACAUCUACAUCACCGUCUCGGCCACGCGGCCCAGCCAGAAAGUCUCCCUCAAAAACGUUGAGAAGGAGUGGGGCCUGGAGCCCUUCCUGCCUCCUUCGCUGCUGCAGAGCAUCAAGGACAAGAGCCUGCGGAAGUCUCUCUCCCAGCAGCUCAAGGCUCACCAGAACCAGCCUCCCUGUGGCACCAAGGUCUCUACCACCCAAGCCAAGCUCCAGUACUUGCGCAUCCUGAAUGAGCUGCCGACCUUUGCGGGCGUCCUCUUCAACACCGUGGGGCUGGAUGAGAAGCAGCUGGCCACAACGCUCCUGGUGGGACCCCGCCACGGCAUCAGCCACGUCAUCGACCUGAAGACCAACCUCACCACUGUCUUGUCUGAGUUCAGCAAGGUCAGCAAGAUCCAGCUGUUCAGGGAGAACCAGGGAGUAGCGCGGGUGGAGACCAGCAUCCUGGACGCCAAGACCCUGGUGUUGCUGAUGGAGUGGCCAGAGGCCACGAACUUUGCCUGCCUCAUCGCCGGCUACUGCCGUCUCCUGGUGGACUCCAAGCGGAUGAUCUUCUCCCGGCCGGCCAGCCAGCCCCCUCCGCCUCCAAUGAUCAAGGCAGAUUAUGCCACUGCGCCCCCCGCCGCCCACCGGCCUGCUGCUGCGGCGGGGCACCUGGGAAAGAAAGAGAGCGGGGUCCUGGGUGGCGCUGUCCCCAGCCCCGGGGAGUGCAGCCCUCGAAGCCCCCUGGCCGCGGACUCGGAGCUCGUCAGCUUUUGCUACCUGCACAUGCGAGAGCAGAGGAAAGAGCGCAAGAGCCGGAUGGACAUCAAUGAAAACCUGAUCUUCUUCAAGGAGGCCCGGCCCCGGACCAAGUCGGACCCUACCCCCAAGAGCUCGGGGCAAGACUGCAACAGGGGCCCCCAGGACUACGACCCAGACGGCCUCGACCGGGAGUGCUGGGCCAACCGUGCCCGGGCCAGCACCAUGGACAGCCAUGGAGGCGGGGGACCGAGCAAGGCCCUGCACUCCUACUGCGACUCCUGCAAAGCCAAAGUGAAGGGGCUCCCGGCUCCACGGCGAGGGGGCAACCCGGGCAGCUCCCGCAGCACCAUGGUGGACCUGAUGUCCCUCCCACCUCCAGGCAGCGACGAGGAAGAGGACGAGACGACCUCGCUGCUCCCUGCCAUUGCUGCCCCGCCCCCCGGCUUCCGGGACAACAGCUCCGACGAGGACGACUCCAAGCGCCGGGCGGCAGCCGUGGCCGCAGUGGCACAGGGCCAGGAGCAAGGCCGCCACCUCUGCGGGAUCCUCUACGACGAGAUCCCCGUGACACUCAUCGACAGCGUGCAGACAAGGACAGUCCGGGACCAUGCCCAGGAUCUGGACGAUGCCCUGGUGUCCACCCUGCAGGCCCUGGAAGCUCUGGCUGCCUCCGAGGAUGGCCUGCACCCUCAGACUCAGCAGACAGCAGGCCUGAUUGUUCUGGCGGCCAUCACCCCUGAGUCUUCGCUGGACUCCGGCCACGAAACCAACUCUUCGGAGCUCGCUGACGUCUCGGAGGUGGUCUCGGCGAUGAAGCAGCACCAGAACGCCACCUACUUCCUGGCUCAACACAUCAACCAGGAGAGCCUCCUGGCCAGGAAGGAGCUUCCCUUCCGCAUCCAGGGCUGCACGGCACAGGCCGUUCUCGCUUCGCCUUACACCCUCCGGCACCAGGAGCCGGGCUCGUCCCCAAAGACGGCCCUCGCCAGCCAAAACCCCAGCCUGCCCUGUGGCAGGAGCAAGCAAGACCCGCCCCACGUGGGGAGAAGCUACUCCUUGGCCGUCCAGCCCGUCCUCUCCAAACAGCUCAACGAGCCAAAGAGCAAAGGGGCCCCAACGCCGAGCUCCGAGUGCAAGGGCCCCGGGCCCCACAAAGCAGCCUCCUUGGACAUGCCCUUGCAGGGCCUUCUGGCUGCCCCUGGCCGCCAGCCGCCAGGGCAGAACAAGCCACCUAAGGAGGUCCGGCUGAGCCCCAAGCUCGUCCUGGAGGCCAGAAGCGGGGUGACGCCUGCCCUCAUUUCUGCGGCUCUGCAGCAGGUCACUGGCCACCAGGCCUCGCCCUGCCCAGCCGCCACGGCAGAGCCUCCGGCUGAAGAGAACACUCCCACCAGGAGCCACAGCUGCAGGCGGCAAGUGGGGGGCAAGCCUCUGAAGCACUUGGUGAGCCAGCCUGCCCCUGAGCCUGCCUGCAGGUCUGUCCCGCAGCAGCAGCAGCCAGGGGAGGCUUCUCCACAGCCCCGAGGGUCCCACGGCAGCAGCCAAGCAGGUGCAAGUCUCCCUCGCUCCCCAGCAGGAGAAGACAAGCUGGCCUCCUCCAAAAACGGCCCGCCAAAGGGAAGCCAGGAGCCUGUAGAGAAGCUGGGGGGCGAGGAGCUCGGCCAGAAGGCGGGGAGCCAGGCAGCCAGCCCGGCCUGCCUGAAACAGGUGGUUCUUGCAGGAGAAAAAGGACCUCAUGAUCCUUGUGCUAGGAGCCUCUGUGGCGAGGCGACCGGCCUGAGGUCCCCAGCGGCCAAAGGCGGGAGCGUUUUCAGGAGCCCCGGCAAGGAUCCAAGAGGGCAGGUCCAGCUGGGGCCCAGGGCUGAGGGCCUGGCCGCCAGCUCUGCGCCUUCCCCCAAACCUGAAAAGGUCCUGGAGGCAGCUUUGCAUGAUGCCGACGUCCCGGCUAAGCCCAGAGUGGCCAAGGCCCCAUUCCGGUUAAGGAACCUCUUUUCUGCCACCUUCCCGACACGCCUCAAGAAGGAGACAGACGAGCGGCAGGUCCAGUUGCAGAAGGUGAAGCAAUACGAGUUGGAGUUCUUGGAGGAGCUGCUGAAGCCCAAGGCCCAGGGGGACGCCCCGCCCCCGGAGUACCUGCUCCCUUCCGCGCCGGGGCUCUGCAGCUGCCAGCCCAAGACCAGCCCCGUGCAACAGGUCCCCGGGGUGUCUCGGGAGCAGAGGCGCAGCUGCGAUUGCAAACGUAUCAGCCGAGGAGCCUGGCCCCAGCCCAGCCAGUUACCGGAGCCGGAACCAGAAAGGCGAGGGAGGGAGAAGGCCCAGAAGCAGGCGGAGAUGCUGAGAGGCAGCAGCGUCAAGAGCCCAUUCAAGGGCAGCCGGAUCCGGUCCACGAGCCUGGAGUCCAGAGACCGCCGGACCGAUCCCGAGAACAGCCUCUCGUGCUUGACAACCUGUGCGUCCCGAGGAGAGUGCAUGGGUGCGCCACACUACAAGAAGCUGAUGCGCAGAUACAGCGUCAGUGAGCUGGACAAGACCGACCAGGCACCUCUGACCUCUGAGGUCUACCAGUGCACGUAUCCAGCCAAACCGAAACCCUCGCAGAAGGAAGGUGAAGCUCAGGGGCCUGCACAGGCGUCUGCCUUGAAGAGCAAACCCCAGGAGCCGCCUGCGACAGGGACAGACCCCUCCUACAUGCAGAUUGCGCAGGAAAAGAAGAGCCAGAAGGAGCACACCGUGUUCUCCCUCCAAGAGGAUGUGUACCCCAGCCAUGCCGAGCUGCCGGAGGAGGACAUGGAGGGCGAGAAGUGCUGUUCCAUCCGGUACUGCUUCUACUACCGGAAGUGUGACAUGGCAGACGACGGGAGCGAGAAAGACGAGCUCUCCUACUCCAUCCCCAUGCAGCUCCUCCCGGGAAUGAAACUUGACAGCCAAGUCGUCCCGGUUGUCAGCAGGACGCUCCAGGUGCUGGAUGCCACCACCUGCAGCAGCCCUGAUGACAACCAGACCCAGGAGAUCGACCUGCGGACGUCCACCUUUGAGGGAAGCCUGGCUAAGAUCCACGCCCUGCGAGGCCACACCUACACCCUGCCGGACGGGUUCCUGGCUGCGCAGCUGGACACCAACCAGCUCUUGACCAUCCUGCGGCAGUGUGUCGUGAACCCUGAAGUGCAGGAGGGCAAGCGCUACCUCUCGCAGCUGGCGGAGUACAAGCAGGAGCUGGCCCUCAAGUUCAAGGAGUUCCGCGCCUCCUGCCGGAGGGUGGCCGCGGUGGACAAGAGCCCCACCCGCAUGCUGCUGGCCAUCACCAGCAGCUUCCAGGUGCUGGGCAGCCUGAUCGAGACCUUUGUGCGGCUGGUCUACGUGGUGCGCUCCGAGACGCAGCGCCAGGCGCUGCUGGCCAAAGUCGAGGAGGUGGUGCGGAACUACACCUUCCUGCUCAGGGCGGCCGAGGAGUCGACGGUCAGGACGGUGAGCCAGCGGGACCAGGCGGCCGAGCCCCUGCCCCGGCAGUCGGUGACCACCGUCAUGAGCACCCUCACGCGCUCCUUGAAGACGCUGAUGAACAAGUAAGCCAGCCUCUGCUGGAGCCGCCAGCCUCCUGUCCGCGUGCCGAGAGCCGGCAGUGCCUGAGCUUCUGCAGAGGGCUGUGGGCGGGAGCUCUCUUCUGCCCACAGCCGGGAGAAGAGCUGUGGAACCCAAAGAAGAGACCCGGGAGCCUCGCAAACUUGCCAGCAGCUGCCCUGCAUGCCUGCCAUGCCGUCUGCCCCGUGUGGGGAGACUCCGCUUGCCACGAGGGCCCACUCCCAUCUCCUUGUGGGCCGUCCCUGCAAAGGCAGCGGGCAUCUUUUGCUUCCCUGGGCCUUCCUGAAUGUACACAACGGAGCCAGGGCCACUCGCUUUGGUCCCAGUGGGACCCACCUGGGCCCUGGCCUCUCUCUCGUGCCUCCAAAGUCUAGCGAUGCAGCGUUUAACUCGCAGAAAAAUGUAACCAGAAGCCGGCUGAUCCCUGCUGCCACAACACAGGCAGAUCUCCAGCAGGGACACCUCAAGUGUCUAAGCAGAGGGGAGGAGUCCUGCCUGGCUGGGCUGAUCCACUGAGCCUCCGAGUACCUUGCAGGCCAGAUGUGGAGCCGCCGCUAGGAGACAGUCGCCAUUGCCACCCCCCCCCUUCCCAGAGGCUGCCGCCACAACGCAGGUGCAGCCGCAACUUCCUCUGUACCCCACCUCUAGCUCUGUGCAGCAUGUGACUGUUUGCUGGGCAGGGAGCAGCAGCUACUGGGUCGGACCAGAAUCACAAGAGUACCCAAAGGACCAUCUGGAAGUUGCUGCCGAGGCCCCUCCAUUGGCGGGGAGGGCAGGGGGUGUCUGCACUCUCUUUUCUAUCUCCACUGGACUGUUUGUGAGUUUAGAGAAAUGUUCUUUCGUAGUGGAGGGUUGUUUGAAUAUAUCAUGGGUGCCUCUUUGCUCUUACCUUCCUCCCUUGUCCUCACCCCAGUCCAGCCUCCAGACAGAGCCAAGCAGAGCACCUUAAGGGGGACACCCUUCUCCCCUCCCACCCACAAAGCAGAGCAGAGGGGAGACCUCUCAUGUCCUGUGUCCACCUUGAAGGCACUGUGGAGUCUCACCCACCAUGAGAAUUGGGGGCAGAGCAGUGCCCAGUGGGGCGGGCUCCCGGUCUCUCUCCGAAGUGUCCAUAUGGAAAGGAAUCUCCCUCAUCUGAGGCAGAAGGGUGAUUGACCACUCAGGAAGCGGGCCCUGGGUUCUGGAGAGUGUGCUAUGAGCCAAGGUCCCAACGGACUUCCUCCCCUCUCUCUAUUUUUAAUACGAGGUACCUUUGCAAUAGUUCCUAUUUACUUAAGAGUUCUGGAGAUGCACAUGCUGUGCUUUUAAACACACCCAGUGCAAUAUGCCCUCUGGCCCAUGGCUGUCCCAAACCCUGCCUGUUACCCACAAGGAAGGAGUGCCCUUGUGGGAUGCACAGCAGGUCCAGCAGGCUCGUCAUGUGCCAAGUGGCCCUUUGGCCUCCCCUGGCUCAUAGCCGCCUCCUGUAAGCCUCUCUGCUGAACAGGGAGGAAACUUUUUUAAGAUGUCUGUAUAUGUAUAAAUAUAUGAAAACUAUAUAUAUAUAUAUAAUUAUACAGAUAUAUAUAUAUAUAUAUAAAAAACAUAUAUAUAUACAAAUUUAUGUCUUGUUUUACAAACAAGGGAGAGUAAAUAUAU